Molecule: messenger RNA, 694 nt
Organism: Pimephales promelas (fathead minnow)
Lineage: Eukaryota; Metazoa; Chordata; Actinopteri; Cypriniformes; Leuciscidae
Source: RefSeq, a predicted model, not a curated record
UGAAACCAACUUAAAACACACGACACCCAGCUGCAUUAAAUUUGGGAGAUUCCGCAUUGUUGUGUUAAAUAUGAAGUUAAUUUCCACUGUCUUCGGGUUUUUUUACUUCGUGUUGGUUUCAGUCGAUGCUUCACUUGCUGAAGGGUCGAAGAUCGAGGCGAACCAUGGAGAAAACGUCGCACUGGCAUUCCCGAUGGAUAAAGCGGAAGAAGCCGACAGAUUGAGGAUCAUUUUUGAAGAAGAAACUACAAAGAAAAUGUUUUUGGUCGCACAGAAGUGUGCUCCUCAUGAAGGAUGUGAUAAUGUGGACACACCUGGAGUCUCACUGAUAUUUGAGAUAGGAUGUUUGUCUGUAAUCAUUCAGAAAGUGAACAUCUCCAGAUCUGGACUCUAUAUCGCACAAGCUUGCUUUGGAAAGGACGUGAUUGAGGUGAUCGCCACACUUGCUGUCAACAAAGCUCCAGUUUCCUCCACUGUAUCUCCUCCACACUCCUCCUCCAGCCCAACACCUGCCCACUCCUCUCAACCACACCGGCGUUAUGCUUUAAUAACUGCGGUCAUCUUCAUCAUCAUCAUCAUCAUCAUCUGUAUCAUCUGCUUCUGUAGAUGGAGGAGGAUCACGUGUGUUCAAAAGAAAGAAUUGGGAUUUGCAGUGAUUGUGUGCCCUGAACUUGAACUGUUGAACUCGCCUUGA